Molecule: messenger RNA, 355 nt
Organism: Leptosomus discolor (cuckoo roller)
Lineage: Eukaryota; Metazoa; Chordata; Aves; Leptosomiformes; Leptosomidae
Source: RefSeq, a predicted model, not a curated record
AUCACCAUCUACGAGCUGGAGAAUUUCCAGGGGAAGAAAUGCGAGCUGACAGAGGAGCUCCCCAACAUCACCGAGAAAGAGCUGGAGAAGGUGGGCUCCAUCCAGGUGGAGUCUGGCCCGUGGCUGGGCUUCGAGCGGCAAGCCUUCGCCGGGGAGCAGUUUGUGCUGGAGAAGGGAGACCUACCAGGCUGGGAGGGUCUCGGGGGGCUGUGGGCGCAGAGGGCAGGGCAGCCCCUGACCCGUGCUUCCCCUCAGGACAGCCCCGACCACAAGAUCCACCUCUUUGAGAACGUGGGCUACACCGGGCGGAAGAUGGAGAUCGUGGACGACGACGUCCCCAGCCUCUGGGCCCACG